Messenger RNA from Myxocyprinus asiaticus (Chinese sucker), 2153 nucleotides. RefSeq names its product transmembrane protein 240-like. The transcript has 4 exons. NCBI's taxonomy places the organism in Eukaryota, Metazoa, Chordata, Actinopteri, Cypriniformes, Catostomidae. The record is from RefSeq and is a predicted model, not a curated record. Bases 533 to 1048 code for a protein of 171 amino acids.
CCGCAUGUGUGUGUUAUUCCAGAUGAUCGUGACGCAGGAGUUUCUCAUCAAGCUAAUGGAUCUGAUGUGAUCUGAUCCAAACUCUCGCAGAAGAUCCGAUCACUAACAGAUCUGAACGCGCGCGCGCGCGUGUGUGUGUGUGUGUGUGUGUGUGUGUGUGUGUGUGUGUGUGUGUGUGUGUGUGUGUGUGUGUGUGUGUGUGUGUGUGUGUGUGUGUGUGUGUGCGCCGUUUCGCGUUAUUGCGGCUGGAAACAAACAUUUGCUCAAAUCGAGUGAACGCGUGUUUUUCAGACAUGAUGUAGAAACAUCCGGUCCGCAGGUGAGACAUCUGAUGCUGCACGCGACAGUCCAACACGAGCCGAUCUGUGCUGGACCUGCGAGGAAGAUCAUGAGGAUGGUGGUGGAGUGAAGAAGAUGGUGGAAUGAUCUAUGGACUAUUGUGAUGAAGAUGAUGUUUAUGCUCUGUGUUGUGAUGAAGAUAAUGGUGAAAUGAUCUUCUGUUUGUGAAUAUGAUCUCUGGGCUGUGAGGAAGAUGAUGUUUAUGGUGUCUGGAGCGGUUCUGGUGCUGGCCAUCGUGUGCAUGUCCGACAUGAACGCACUUCUGGACCGAUUUCACAACUUCAUCUUACCGCGCAUGCGCGGACCCGAGCGCGUGUGUCACUGCACCUGCGGCAGACAUCAUGUGGAAUAUGUGAUCCCAUACGAGGGCUCCGUCUCAAGUGACUACAUCAGUUCCUCUGCUGGUUCCAGUGUGAGUAAACAGGAACUAGAUCUGGUUCUGGGUCUGCUGAUGGGAUUCUGUAUCAGCUGGUUUCUGCUGUGGCUGGACGGGGCACUUCAUUGCGCUCUGAGGUUCUGGAGAUCCAGCAGACAUAACAGUGCAGAUGGCGAGUUGUGGCGCUCGUGGCGUUGGGUCUCUCGUGUGUGUAAUAUCAGAGAGCUGUGCAAACGUCUGCAAACGCGCCGGAUGGAAGAUUCUGGGAAUAAUGUGAUCCACGUCAAACAGAAGCUUUACCACAACGGUCACCCGAGUCCACGGCGACUCUGACACACUUACAGAUCUGGUUCUAAACAGAACAGAUGAGCCACGGACUUCAUUUCCAGCAAGUUUUUACUGUCUGUAGUUUGAAAUCGGACAUUGCUCUUUUCCGCUGGAUUCUCUUUGACGAUUCUGUGUUUUGCUUGCUGUGUUUUUUCACAGGUUUUGUGUUAGUUUUGUAGGGUCUACACCACAGGGGUAUUUGCAUUUUUUAGAUAAAUAUUUGUGUAUCAGGUAACAGUGUCAACAAUUUUAAAAACAAAGCAUGCUGGUAAUCUUUAGUAAGAAGAGAUAGUUUGAGGUCAGAUGUAUUUUUGGGGAUUUUGAUGUUAAGAUGAUGUUUUAAAAUCUUUCAUGAUGUUUGAAGACUAGAGAUCUUCAUUCUCCGAGUCUAUGUUUGUGUUACAUUAAAGUGACUCAUUUGAUAGAGAGACAAUCAGUUUCAUUUUAAUCAUAAAACAUUUGUACUUUUAAGGCCAGAAACACUACGCAAGUUCUCAAAUGUGAAUGUUUGGUCAGUGUUGAUAUACAUACUUGUGUGACUGUGACGGUAACAAACCUCAGUCCUCAAAUGCCAUUAAACAAGAUGAUAUUAUUCAGGUAGCUACUAUAAACAUGUAAACAGUUUACAAAUUUUAACAAACUUGCUCAGAAAGAUUAUUUUCCAGAAGAUGACAGUUUUUGCUAGUGUCUUCUAUCCACAGUUUUCCUGAGCAUCCACUGGGAGGCGCCAUGAUGAGUCUGAUUGCCUGUUUUGUGUUUCUGGUCUUGAGACGCAAUGUAAACUAACCGAAACAUGUGAUCCAGGAGAAACAUUUAAGUGUUAUUUGGAGUAAAAAUGAAUUUCAUGCUCAACUUGUGCAGAUUUUGACUGUCAUAACUCAAAAUAGGUAAUGAUAUCGUCGUAACUCCCUCGUACCAUCGCUUCAUGUUGUCCUGUACAUACUCGGGCAAGGCACUGUAAAAACAGGCGAAUCGUGGAACACGAUUCAGGAUCGCGUUCAGGAUAAAGGUGGAUAGCGCUCCUUGUGGGAACUUCUGAGAAUGAAAUAUGUUUAGUCACAUUGCAAAAUGCCAUGUGAAAUCGAGCUUGUUCUUGGGUGGAAUAUCGUAC